UCACUGGACCUAGUUGGGCUUCCUGCAGCCCUGCCUUGCCAGGGCAGUGACGGGUCGGGGAAGUGGCUGAGCAGGGUUCAAGUGUGCGAGCUCCUGGGAGACUUGACACUGUGCUGCUUGUGUCUCAGGGAUAAAUGCGCAGGCCCGGAGGCUGCAGCGGAUCCGUGCGAAAGGAACCCCAGCCCUGACCCCCGUGGCUCCCCGGAGCUCCCCCCAGCCCCGACUGCGCCGCACAGUCAGUGAGACCAGCCUGAGCCCAGCCGCCACCCUGCCUGACGUGUCCCGGGGCACUGAGGAGCCCGACCAGGACGCCAUGCGCUGCUCCCUCUUCCAGAGCCCGCACCUGCUCCUCCUGCAGGGCUACAGCCAGCAGCACGACAGCCUGGUGUAUGUGCUGAGGCGCGAGCGGCACACGGUGGGCCAGCGGACGCCCUCCAGCAAGCCCAGCAUCAGCCUCUCAGCGCCCGACAUCCUGCCCCUGCACUGCACCAUCCGCCGGCACCUGCCCCCAGGCGGGGCAGCCCCCCAGCUGCUGCUGGAGCCCAUUCCUGGGGCGCCCGUCUCCGUCAACUUCUCCGAGGUGGGGCGGCGGACGGUGGUCCUGCAGCACGGAGACCUGCUUUCCCUGGGCCUCUACUACCUGCUGCUGUUUAAGGACCCCGCGCAGGCCCAGCCGCUGCCCACUCGGGCCCUGGCGCGCCUGCGGGCCGUGCCACAGAGCUGCCGGGUGUGCGGUGCCACGCUGCAGGCCCCGGGCACCACCUCCUCGCCGCCUGAUGCACUGCCACGCCGACAGCGGCUGCACCUGGAGUUUGAGCGCGAGGAGGAGGGCCCCCUGCUGCAAAGGAUCCUGACGCUCGUCGAGCCCGGGGGUGACGACCACAAGCUGACCCCCGCCUUCCUCCUCUGCCUCUGCAUCCAGCACUCAGCCACGCGCUUGGAACCUGGCACGUUCGGGCAGCUCCUGCUGAGAAUCGCCAGAGCAAUCCGUGCAACAGUCUGGGAGAAAACCAAAGAGCUGGCAGAGAAGCAGGCGCAGCUGUAAGUAUGGCCGGCUUCCUCCUGCCGUGUCACAGC
This is a messenger RNA of Ochotona curzoniae (black-lipped pika), 1077 nucleotides long. Its product is annotated as ras-associating and dilute domain-containing protein-like. Gene Ontology annotation, cellular component: microtubule. Gene Ontology annotation, molecular function: GTPase binding. The coding region runs from base 314 to 1045 and encodes 243 amino acids. NCBI's taxonomy places the organism in Eukaryota, Metazoa, Chordata, Mammalia, Lagomorpha, Ochotonidae. The transcript has 3 exons. The record is from RefSeq and is a predicted model, not a curated record. Gene Ontology annotation, biological process: neural crest cell migration; substrate adhesion-dependent cell spreading.